GUCAUCGUUUCCUCUUUAUCUAUCUCUCUCUCUCUCUCACUCUCACUCUCUCCCCCUCUCACUCUCACUCUCUCUCUCCUCCACUCUCACAGUGCUCUCUCGUCCACAGGGCUGAGCGACCCUCUUCUUUUCCCCGCGCCAACAGGCUUCCCAUCUUCCUCCUCUCCUUCCUCUCAGACGCUUCCAGCUCAAACAAAAGAGGAGAAAAACAACACACACACACACACACACACACACACUCACGCACACACACCCACACACUCUCGCGCACUGACUCUCGCGCAGGCAGCCUGACCUGAAGCACCUGGAGCAGCAUGGCCACCAUCACCUGCACCCGCUUCACUGAGGAGUAUCAGCUGUUCGAAGAACUGGGCAAGGGGGCGUUUUCGGUGGUGCGCCGCUGUGUGAAAAUCCUCUCAGGGCAGGAGUAUGCUGCCAAGAUCAUCAACACCAAGAAGCUCUCCGCCAGAGACCACCAGAAGCUGGACAGAGAAGCCAGGAUCUGUCGACUUCUCAAGCAUCCCAACAUAGUGCGCCUGCACGACAGCAUCUCGGAGGAGGGGCAUCAUUACCUCAUCUUUGAUUUAGUGACAGGGGGUGAGCUGUUUGAGGACAUCGUUGCCAGAGAAUAUUACAGUGAGGCAGAUGCUAGUCAUUGUAUUCAGCAGAUUCUGGAGGCGGUGCUGCACUGUCAUCAGAUGGGCGUGGUCCACCGGGACUUAAAGCCGGAGAACCUGCUCCUGGCCUCCAAGUCCAAAGGUGCCGCAGUGAAGUUAGCAGACUUCGGCCUGGCCAUUGAGGUGGAGGGGGAUCAGCAGGCUUGGUUUGGCUUCGCUGGCACUCCUGGGUACCUGUCCCCCGAGGUGUUACGGAAGGACCCAUACGGGAAGGCGGUGGACCUGUGGGCAUGUGGUGUGAUCCUGUACAUCCUGCUGGUUGGAUAUCCGCCUUUCUGGGAUGAGGACCAGCAUAGACUCUACCAGCAGAUCAAAGCUGGUGCAUAUGAUUUUCCAUCUCCUGAGUGGGACACGGUCACUCCUGAGGCCAAAGAUCUCAUUAAUAAAAUGCUGACCAUCAACCCUGCCAAACGCAUCACUGCAGCCGAGGCCCUAAAACACCCCUGGAUAUCACAUCGCUCCACCGUGGCGUCCUGCAUGCACAGGCAGGAGACCGUGGAGUGCCUGAAGAAGUUCAAUGCCCGGAGGAAGCUGAAGGGGGCUAUUCUCACCACCAUGCUCGCCACCAGAAAUUUCUCAGGAGGAAAGAGUGGAGCCAACAAGAAGGCAGAUGGUGUAAAGAAAAGGAAGUCCAGUUCCAGCGUCCAGCUGAUGGAGUCAUCCGAGAGUACAAACACAACUAUCGAGGAUGAAGACACCAGGGUGAGGAAGCAGGAGAUCAUUAAAGUGACGGAGCAGCUGAUUGAAGCCAUCAGCAAUGGAGACUUUGAGAGUUACACGAAGAUGUGCGACCCAAGUGUAACUGCCUUUGAGCCUGAAGCUCUGGGGAAUCUGGUGGAGGGUCUGGACUUCCAUCGCUUCUACUUUGAAAACUUGUGGUCUAAGAACAGUAAGCCAGUUCACACCACCAUCCUGAACCCGCACAUCCACCUGAUUGGAGAGGAGGCUGCCUGCAUCGCCUACAUCCGCAUCACGCAGUACAUUGACAAUAACGGCAUGCCCCGCACUGCACAGUCCGAGGAGUCCCGCAUCUGGCAUCGCCGCGACGGAAAGUGGCAGAUCGUCCAUUUCCAUCGCUCUGGAGCGCCAUCCACAAUUACCAAGUAAGCUAAUGAGUUGAGCUGCCCUGUUGGUGGAGUUUGCAGUGAGAAGUAUCCUGGUGGUCCAUGCUGCUCAGCGGUUCAACUGCCCACCUGCACACCUUCCUACAUGCCCGAGGACCCACGAGACCCUGCUUCAUAUUCUUACUUGAACUCCAUCCAGGCUUGUGUUUUCCACUGUCAUCGCACAGCCAAUGUCGGCCUUCACUGCGCACACACACACACACACACACUCACACACACAUGCACACUCAAACACACACUCACCUCCAGCAUGUCUGUAGAUACGCCACGCUGAGGGUCAUCCCGCCGUUUCUCUUCUGCAGUUUUGCUUGGAAUGAAACUUUUUCGAGGAAAACUGGUGAAAAGCUGAGUGUCGUUUUUAUCGGACUGAUGGCGUACGACGCGUGAUGGGAACCAUACCGAGAAAGCUUCUACGGCUUUUAUAAAAUGAGCUUGAUGUUUAUUAUUAUUAUUAUUAUUAUGAUAAUUAUUUAUUUAUUUUUUGUUUUGUUCUGGUUGGCAGUGUGUUGUUUUUGAGCCACGCUGUAAAAUAAUCCGAGCACAGAGUAAAGUAACGUAUGGAAGUGCAUGACUAACGCUUACGUGUUCAGUUAGUAUAGAUCAAACGGGGAAAAAGUGGUGGUGUACGUUUUAAUAAUGGUAUUAUUAUUAUUAUUAUUUACCUGUACAGUAAUUAAUAUACUCCAUGUUUCAGCUUAUAAAUACUCUUCAUAUUACCUUUAAAAGCGAAGUAUAAUUUUGUCUGUUUUGAUGAGUUCAUUAAUGUGCAUGGUGUUUUUACACACCGUUUUAUUGGAACAAAAAACAUCACUUAUUAUAAACUCCAACAGCAGCCAGGAACCCGGGGUGUGUUCAGUUUAACGUGCAAUAAACACACCAAACCACUAAUGAACAGCAACGCAACCACAACAUCAAAGAAACUCUUCAGGGUUAAAACAGUGUUUUCGGGUAAUUUUAAGCAACAUGAGUUUUGUAAAAAAACAAAAUAAAAAGAAACAACUAAGUGAGUAAUAACUUAAAGGAUAGGAAAAGGAUAAACCAAAGCUUCAAGAUGAAUAAAUGCAUAACACGCAGCGUAACUUCCUGAAAUAAUUCGACCAAUCGCAGUCGAAGCUGGUGACACUCUUGGUUUAGCGAGCUGGAUUAUGCUGGCAGUAGAUCACGGACGUUUACAGGUGUUAAAUAAGGGCUACAGUGCAGCUCCACACUUUCAGCUCAAUAUUAAUCAGUAGUUUUAGUGUUACAGUGUUUUAUUAUUCUGUAUUAUGAUGAUGAUCGUCUCGCCGUAUGUGCUUUAACUCGUCGGAAUGCAGCGCUGACGCUUUUCUGUGGAAGUUCUGUGUAGAAAGCAUGAAAACAGAAAAACAAACAGUAUACUUUCAGAAAAAGACGUACAAACAGCCAGAAUUCAGAUAUAUAAAGCUGUCCACACAGCUAGAACUAAACCCAGGGAUGGAUUUCUAUUCCUGGAUCUGAAUUUUCCACCUCUGGUGUAAACAGUAAACCCUCAGCAUGCCUUUACCUGCCUGUUCUGAGUGACCGUCAGCAGUGUGUGAAGUGAAGAUCGCAGAAUACAGAGUAACUCUAGAACCAAACCUGGACAAUCUACACAUAAGCCUGCUCAUACCAAUUAAAUAAAAUAAAUAAUGAUCAGAACAGCAUCAUUUUACAGAUAAUAGGACUAUUAGAAUUGGUUUAGCUCUGCUGUUUAGCCAAGUUAGCAUUAGCAUAAUGUUGCCCAAUAGAGUAAGCUGAUGGUCCAGCUCACCUACACUCCAGAUUUCACAUUUGAAUUAUUUUAAUUCAUCAUUAUUCAGUAUCCACUAUUAAUUAUUUUAUCAAAUACUAAGCACUGCCACUAACAGUCUGCAAUACACUAUGACUCUGAAUCCACUCUAAAUUAUUAAGAAGUUCCUUUUUUACGAUCGACUAUUAUUCCAUAUACACUAUGACUUCCAGUACAUUACAAGAGAAAUAGCUAGUGUUUUAGUUGUUUUGUAGCUUGUAGUUUUGCUGAUUGGUCUGUAGUUUGUUUAUAUUUGGUGUAUGUCUGAUUCUGGUUGGAGUGAUAUUUAAACAGUGAGCUUUUAUAGUUAAACUGUUUAGUUUAAUUCAUAGUGGAUGUGGCUAUUCUAUGUUGCAGACAGAAAUAGAAAAAAGUUUAAAGGAUCUAUAAGCAAAAUGUAAACAGCACAGACUGCCUGAACUUUAACACCCACACAUCUACAGCUGUUACUGCCACUGUUGGUAUACUACUUAACUUAAAUAAUUAAAUAAUUAAUUACACAGUAUUUUGUAGUGUACUGAAUUACAUUUACAUGUAGGGUCCAUUCUUUAUUAGCAAACUAAUUAAAUGAAAUUAAAUUAAAUCAAAAGACAUCAUAAACACAGUAACAGUGAAUAUUUCCUGUAACUAUCAGCACUGAGAGCGGUGAUGCUGAUGCAGUUCUGCUGGUAUAGAGUUAGUCUGUAUCCUGGUGUUCCUCCCCUGAAACAGUUUGGACACUCUUAUACAGGAGUCUGAUUCCUAUGGUUCUCUGUGGUUCUGCUUCACCAUGAGAACCCUGAGACAACCAAACAUCAUCUCUCUGUCUUUCAGAUGAUCUAACACACAGUCAGCUGGGCAGGUCCAGACUUUAGACCCGUUCUGAACAGGUUCUGUGCUGAUUCUGUAUUUUUGGUCUAGCCGCUCCCUCAUAGAAUCUCAGUUGUUCUGACUUUUUCUGUGUUUCUCGCCAUCCCUCAGUCAGGAUCAUCAGAUAUGUUCUAGAGUUCUAGAUAUGUCUUAGUUCUAGAUAUCCAUCCUGCACUCACUGCUGUUCAUCUGUGUGGAAUCACUGCAUAUUAAUUAUAAUUUGUAACAGUUAUAACAGGAUUAGUAAGAUCAAACAGGAUCAAUCCGAAGAAGCUCUGCAGCUGCAGACUUUUUGGGAAUUUAAAAUGGAUUAUACCAUUAGAUUUUUGUAACAGGAAAUCUAAUUACAAAACUAGGAAAUGGGGGGAAAUGGAUGAAAAUAAAUUUGAACCCAAUUUUCCCAGUUUUCUAAUGUAGCUUCAAAUGAUCAGAAAUGUGAACUGAUAAACGUUACACUGAUCUGUUAUUGACCAAUUAAUGUCAUGAUGCAUAGUUACAUAUCUGGAGAGAUUACAGUGUAGAGACAAUAAAGCGAUUCUCCACAUUAUUAUUCCUUCUUUUGAGUGUUUAAAGUUAAAAAUCGUGUAACCUCGGGCCCCAGGACAGCGUUCAGAUGUUAAAAUGUAAGACGUUGAAGCAUCAUUGUGAUAUUAAUGGUGAUUCAUGUUCCAAAAUUCAAUCAUGAAUAAGCUUUAGUACUAGUAGAGCCAUUAAUACAUAAUACACUGACAAUAUAAUAUACUGAUAAUACACAGUCCUUAUCUGUGCAUUUUAAAUGUGUGAUGCUUCAAAUUUAAUUGAACACAUGUUUGUAAUAUGGUGAUCGUGGAUGUUCCUUGUUUUAGAAUUUAAUUUAAUUUUAGUAGAAUUCAGUGCUUCUGCACAGAUGAGCUGUGGUGUCAUACUGUAGUGCUCAGUGAGUCUCAGGAGGAAGUGAUGUCAUUCUGUAGUCUGUGAUCAGUAUAAAGGCAGUAUUGAUUAUUUCUGUUUGGAUCCAUUCCAGCUUCCACCUAAAUUCAACUAGUGGCUAAUGCUAAUGCUAACUAAACCAUUCGAUGCUUCCUGUUGUCAGUAUAAUUAUCUGUAUAAUUCAGAUCAGAUAAGCGGUGAUGUGAGUUUGAGUCGCUGUAUUAUUAUACUGUUUAUAAAUAAGAUAAUGUUGUUUCACAGUUUGCUUAUUAUUCAUCUUAUUGUCUUAUUGUUAUUAUUAUAUACAAACUGCUCAAAACACCACAUUUUUUUUUCAGAAUUUGGGAUUUUUUUUAUUUUAAACAACUAUGAAUAACUGUUGUUUUAUGAAACUCUAUAAAUGACAAAAAUAUGUAUUAAUAUAAAUUAGACAUAUUAAAAUAAUGUCUAUGCUUACCAUGCUUACAGUGGUAAGCCUGGGCAUUAAUAAAAAAGCUCCUCACUCUGCUAAAUCUACCUCAUUAUUAUUAUUAUUAGUUUUAUUAUUAUUAUUUUUUUUUAUUAUUAAACUUUUAACUCUAUCACAGAAUUAUUAAAACUAUGAUUUACCUUAUUAUAACACCUCUACCCUACCCCCUAGCACCUACCCCUACCCUUUUACUCAAAUCAACAAAUAUAUAUGUCUUUUAAGAUUUUUAAUUUCCUGUUUAAAGUAAACAGUUCAAAUAUAAAUAUUACACAGUAAAAACCUAGUACAAUAUAAAAUUAUAUAAUAAUAAUAAUAUAAUUCAUUCAGAAUAAUGAUUCUUUAUCGUUAGGGAAAUGCAUUAUUACAUUAAAAAAAGCAAAAAUGAAUGAUUAAUUCAUUAAAUGGCAAGAGUUCUCAGUGAACUUUAAUAAUCCCAUUUUAUCUUUAAUAUAUUGCUGCCUGUUUAACACUAAAGCACACUUUUUAUAUCUGCUUUUUUAUUAAUUUAUGUCUAAUCUCACUGUUGCUGUUUCUGGCUUUCUCAUAAAUAGACUGGUUUCAAACUAUUAUUAUACUUUUAUUUAUUUUUUUGUGUCACAGUAAUUGAUUUAUAAUAUAACAUGUUUAAUCAUUAAUACGAGUGAUUACUAAAGGUGGAUGUUAUAUUUGUGGACUCUAUUAACUUCCAUAUUUCAUAACAGUAUUUAAAUCAAAACAUACAAGUAUAAUCUCACCUGGACAAAUGUCAUGGUUUUCCAUAAAGAGAGAAAAAUACUAAAUAAUAAAGUUUAGCUGCUACAGAGUGACAGAGCUGAGCUGAAAUAUUAACUAAUAUAAUAUGAUUUUUAUUUUUUACAGUUGACACGUUUUGAAUAAUUAUUUAACAUAUGUAUUUUUGCAACAUAUAGGAUGUAAGGUAGUGAUUUUUUUUUAUUUUUUGUCUUUAUAUUGAAAGGCUAUUCCAUGAGUGCAGAAUUAAAAAAAUAAAGCAUAAAUCGAAUUUUAAAUGAUUUAACAAACUAUCAAAAAUUGUAUUAAUUCAUGCAGUAGUUGGUUAUUUUAGAUGCAGUAAAGCAAAUGAACUGAAAUGAAUAAUGUAUAAGAAGAUGUAGUGUAAAUUUUCUUUUGUUCAAAAUAUUCAUAUUAAAGUUUAGAAAUUUUACAAACUAAUUUUAAACUAGAUUAUUGGUUGCAUAUUACAUAUUUUAAGGUACAGAAUUAAUUAAGAAUUCUAAUAAUCAGUUUUGUAACAUUUUAAACCUGUAUUUUCUUAAAAGAAACAUAUGCUAUUUAAUUAAUAUCUUAUUUGUGUAUAAAAUAGUAUAAUAAGCAUUCUCUUUACCCAGAUAAUAUUUAUUAAGUUUAAUAAAAAAAUAAAUUGAGUACUAAACAAAUAAAUUUACUAUUUAACACUGAAUAUAAAGCCAAAAUAAGAUAAUUUAAAAAAAUAAUAAAAUUAAGCUAGAUUAAUGAUAAAAUGUUGCUUGGUUGCACAAGGGAAACACAUAUUUAUAAUGAAUUUUUACAGAAAUUCCAUGACCUUCCACAGCCCAGGUGACGAGCUGGACUUGGAAUGACCCUUAUGAAGUAUGUUUUGUGUUGUUGCUGAAGUUAAGCUCUACACUGCCGUUUUCUUCAGGACAGUUCGGAUAUCUGAUGCAUGAAUAUCAGCAGAACUUUAUCUUCUCUAGUGGCUUCAUGGACCAGAACACCUGCCUGUGUACUGAUCUGCUUUACUCUAAAACCUUCACAUCGAUGUUGCAUGAAUCUGAUCACAGACAAAAUCAAGCACAACCGGUAAACGAUGCUGCAGGGACAAAAAAAACCCCACAAAAACAAACAAACAAAAAAAACCUAGAGCUCUGUGGACUAAUGCUUCCAUUACUCUUCCAGAAAAGCAGUGCGAUGAUGCUUUAAAAACGUCCAAUCAGAAGAAUAACAGGGAUACUAACUCUUGUCUAGUGAGUAAAAACAGUGGUGGAGAAUGCGGGAUUUCCAGGUCCAGAAAGUUACAAAUCCAUCCCAGGAAUUUAUUCUGACUUUCUGGAUGGAUCUUCUGCUGCAGUAGUUACUAAAUCCUGUGAUGGAGUUUUACUUUCCUGACCUGGACUCCCCAAAUCUGCCUAAAACAUUAGCUUAACCGCAGGCUAAUCUGCAAUAAUGUGAGUAGAGAGGUUGUGUUUCUUGUGUUCAGUCUGCAGACCCUCAUUACUGUUCAUAUUUUAUAAGAGUUUUUGCCUUAGUUCUAGUCGUAAAACAGAUUCUGACUGCAUGACCGUGUGACUCGCUAUGAUAAUCACUGCUUUUAUCUGCUUUUAUUUGAAAAUGCUUUGGAAAAAUGAUGACAUUUUUGAUUGUUUGUGUUGUGAGUGUGAACGAGGCUGAUUGUUAGUUGGGUAACAGGUGCUGUUUUAUAUGAUGUGUUGAUGUUUACUUGUUUAGUAAAUUUUAAAAUUGUUCCCACAAAUGAUGUAAUUAAUGUCAUCUUUGCACACAGUUACACUACUGUCCAAGAGUUUUUCCGAAUCACUUUUGUUGCUUUACUGUUCGUCAUUCUAUUAAUGGGUUGUUUUAAUGAUUAUUUUAUUGAAUAUUUUAAUUGUGUGUUCUUAUGAUAUUUCAUUUUUAAAUAAUUGCCAUGUUUGAAAUAUGAUGGAUUCUGAAUGUACAUUUUGUUAGAACUUCAUACUUGAUAUUAAUUUUAUUAGAACUCUGUAUCUUUUUAGAAUAUUUAGUAAUAGAAUAUUAAUAUUAUAUGGUAUUGUAUCAGAAUGACCAGAAUAUAAUAUAUACAGGGGUUGGACAAUGAAACUGAAACACCAGCCUGGUGGCCAAUCUUCAUUAACUGCACAUUGCACCAGUAAGAGCAGAGUGUGAGAGUAAGAACACAGUUUUGCUCAAAAUAUUGCAAUGCACACAACAUUAUGGGUGAUAUACCAGAGUUCAAAAGAGGACAAAUGUUUGGUGCACAUCUUGCUGGCGCAUCUGUGACCAAGACAGCAAGUCUUUGUGAUGUAUCAAGAGCCACGGUAUCCAGGGUAAUGUCAGCAUACCACCCACCAAGAAGGACGAACCACAUCCAAUAGGAUUAACUGUGGAUGCAAGAGGAAGCUGUCUGAAAGGGAUGUUUGGGUGCUAACCCGGAUUGUAUCCAAAACACAUAAAACCACGGCUGCCCAAAUCACACAGAAUUCAAUGUGAACCUCAACUCUCCUGUUUCCACCAGAACUGUCCGUCCGGACAAUAAAUUAUUGUGGUCUAAAACCAGGUGAUUCAGUUGCAUUGUCCAACCCCUGUGUGUAUUAAAUAUAUAUAAAAUAUUACAUUACACUGCAAAAGUUAAUUCAACACUUAAUGAGUUAAUGUUACACAGUGGUGGUUAAUGUAACCUAAAAAGAGUUAAAUCACUGUAACACUUUUGGAGCCAGUGUAACACUGGGAGUAAAUUUAACAGUGCAAGGAAUAAUGCAUCACAGUAUGAGAUAAUGUAACACUGGGAGUUAAUGUAAAACUGUAAGCGUUAAUGUACCACAGUAUGAGAUAAUAUAACACUGAAAGUUCAUGUGACACUGUGAGGGUUAAGGUAACACCCUCACAGUAAUUAAAAUAACACUGCAGGAGUUAAUAUAUCACUGCAGAGGCUAAUAUAACUCUUGAGGAAGCAAAAAGCAAUAGAAAGAUAUAGAUAGAUAAAUAGACUUUACUGAAUGUUUGAUUUGAUUGGUCUGGUGUUAAGUGGGUGUGGUUAUGGUCCCUUAGAUUUGUAGAUUACAGCCCUGGAGGGGUUAUACCGAGAGUUAGGCCUAACUGUAAAGCUGCUCAACUAACUUUUAUACAUUUCUAUCACACAUUUUAUUUCUUACAAUCACAUAGCAACUUGUUAAAACCAGAUGUCAUGUGUUAUAAGUAAAACACUGGGAUCUCCAGAACAAUUACAGCCUCUACUGACAGUAACACCCUGCUGACCCCCACAGCCCUGAGUCCGGGGGUCUCUGCUGUUGGUGUGAAAUGUUAAGUACCUCGCCGACACUGAAGCACUGUUGAUGUUUUUCUGAAUCUUACAGACUGAAGAGGGGUGUGUUUAUUCACUAGAGGUGGUAAAUCCAGGUCCAUGAAAAGUAAACCCACCCCAGGACUUUGUUUCGACUGUCUGUUGAAACAAACUCCAAGGGUGUUUUUUAUUUUCCUGGGCCCGCAUUCUCCACCACUGUAGUUCAGUAGUUAAUUGGUUGUGGUGCGGGUUUCAGCUGCUGCUCUGAUACUGAAGCUCUGCUCGUCUUGCCGUGGGUGAGAGCAGUGUAUCAUAUAUUUAUCUUUUGUUGGGGGUAUUUAUUAGCGUAAUCGCGUGACGCUUUAGUCGGGCAUGCUGCACGUUUUGUACCGAAGUGUGUGUGAUUUAUUCUCGAGUGCGCUUGUGAAUAAAAGCGUAAACAUGUUUUUUUCUUCUACUGCCGAACUUCUGAUAAACACAGUAAACAGUGUUUGAUCCUG
Molecule: messenger RNA, 10305 nt
Organism: Astyanax mexicanus (Mexican tetra)
Lineage: Eukaryota; Metazoa; Chordata; Actinopteri; Characiformes; Acestrorhamphidae
Gene: camk2a
Product: calcium/calmodulin-dependent protein kinase II alpha
Exons: 19
Coding region: 315-1784 (489 amino acids)
Biological process (GO): protein phosphorylation
Cellular component (GO): cytoplasm; neuron projection
Molecular function (GO): ATP binding; calmodulin binding; calcium/calmodulin-dependent protein kinase activity
Source: RefSeq, a predicted model, not a curated record